Messenger RNA from Auanema sp. JU1783, 999 nucleotides. The record is from the annotation of a GenBank genome assembly. NCBI's taxonomy places the organism in Eukaryota, Metazoa, Nematoda, Chromadorea, Rhabditida, Rhabditidae.
AUGGUUCCUCUAGGAAUCCCAUGGAAACGAAGGUUAGAAACCUUAGCUGUUAUUCAUUUCGUUUUUUGUUGGAUAUUACUACCUAUCUUAUCUACAUGGCUACCAUUGUACAUAUUAUUUUGUUCUCCAUUAUGGUGGACCAUGAUUGUCUAUGCCGUGUGGACAUACUUCGACUGGGCAGCUCCUCGAAACGGAUCUAGAGGAUGGAACUGGUACAAGAACAAUGUCAUCUGGAAACACUUUGCUGAUUAUUUCCCGCUGAAGCUUGUGAAAACUGCUGAACUACCAGCUGAUCGUAACUACAUCAUCGGAUCUCAUCCUCACGGAGUCCUAUCAGUUGGAGCUUUCGUUAGCAUGUUGACGAAUGCCACUGGAUUUUCUGAGAAGUUUCCCGGUCUUCAAUCCACCAUUCUAACUUUGAAUGGCCAGUUUUAUUUCCCAUUCCGACGAGACAUUGGCAUUGCUCUAGGUGGUGUGGAGUCAAGUAAAGAAUCCCUCCGUUACUUGCUAGAGAACCCUGGAAAAGGUAGAGCUGUGGCUAUAGUGAUUGGAGGAGCAACAGAAGCUCUCGAUACACGUCCUGGUAGUCACGUUGUCAAUUUACUAUGUCGGCGAGGUUUUUGUCGAUUCGCGCUCAUGUACGGAGCAGAUUUAGUGCCUUUGUAUAAUUUUGGAGAGACUGAUAUUUACGAUACAUUAGAUAACAGCAAAGGAACCCGUCUAAGAGAAAUACAGCAAAAAAUAAAAACUAUUUGUGGUUUUUGUCCUCCACUUUUCAGUGGACGGGGAAUCUUCAAUUAUAGUUUUGGAAUUUUACCGCACAGAAGACCAAUAACUUCUGUUUUAGGAGCUCCGAUAAGAGUUGAGAAGAAUCUGAAUCCGACUGAUGCAGAAGUUGAUGCACUGCAUUCGAAAUACUGCUCUGCUCUUAUCAAGCUUUUUGAAGACCACAAACAUUUGCACAACAUUCCCAAAGGCUUGUGUCUAACCAUUUACUGA